CAAAAUAACAAUAACGGGGCUCAUAACAAAAUGGCGAGACAAGAAGCAGUGUCAGCAGAACAUAGGGCCAUAUGGGCCAAGGAGCGACGAAGAUCCACAAAUAAAUAAGUACGAUAAAACUAAAUAAAUAAGUAAGAUAAGACUAUUGGUUAAAGGACAAAAGGACGGAGACGAUCGGAGUGUGAUGGACAAUCACAUCAGCGUUACAUGCUCAGUGCAUCCAAAGGAGGGUGUUGUCGCGUGUCCGACCAGAGUCCGGCGAAGGUGAAACCUCUUCGCUUGUUCCGAACACGGAGCAGCAAGGAGAAGGAGUGGGUUCUUCUGCCCGAAAAAGGGAACACCACCGCGCUUUGUUCAUCAUAUAAGAACGCUGGCUCGGCAGAUCGUCUGCCAAUCGCGAGGCGCAUCCAAAGGAAGAGUGAUAAGGAAGAGUUUGCAAAACGGAGCUACGCAAAAUCUAUAAGGCAUCUUAAAACCACCAAUGUAGAACAAUCAGAGCACUGAAAAACUGGAAAAACUUUAACUUUCUUCACGGAUUUCUUACUUCUCAAAGCGAAUACAGCGUCUCCAACGCAACCAAAACAUAGGCAACGACUGUCAAUUUUUUUCAUUCAUUUUUCUAAUUUUCGCGAGCGAUUUUGUUCGGUAUGACUUCACCUGUUUCCUAUAGACACUUUGGUUGGGUCAUAGAAUUCUCGUUGUGUGAAUAUGUCUGAUUUUGCGCCAAAUAAUCGUCAUUUGCGGGAAGUGCUACUUUUUUUAUUUAAUUCGAAAAAAACGGCGGCUGAAGCGCAUCGAGAGUUGAAAAAAGUUUACGAGAAUGCUGCUCUGAGUGAAACAACAUGCCGCGAUUGGUUCCGUCGCUUUAAAGAUGGUAAUUUCGAUAUUGACGACUGUCCGCGUGAAGGAAGGCCAAAAACAUUCGAAGACACUGAAUUGGUGAAAUUGCUCGAUGAGGAUCCAUGCCAAACACAAGAACAGCUUGCUUCGGUAUUAGGAGUUACCCGCCAAGCCAUUUCUAAGCGAUUGCAUGCGUUGGGAAUGAUUCAAAAGCAAGGAACUUAAAGCAAGUGAUUCUACUGCAUGACAACGAGCUCUGCCAGAAAGAUGGGAAAAAGUUGUAACCAGCGAUGGGAAAUACUUUGAAUGAUGUAUAUAUCCGGACGGACGUACAAAACCGGCUUCGUGUUUGACACAUUCUUACAAUUACCCACGAACCGGUUCAACAGAUGUAGUUGAUGCAGUGGACAAAACAGAACGUACGAACGAACGCAUCGCGUUCGGCAGAUAGCCGUGCCGUUGUCCAGAUCCGUGCCGUGCCGGACCUUACAGCGCAUGAUUCUCCUUAUGAUUGAGCGUGGAGCGUCAAUUGCAAAGUAGACUUAUCACCACCACCGUGAGCAGCAUAUACCGAAGCUGAGUGCAGCGAGUUGGAGCCAGCGAUGUAAAGAACCGGGCCGUGGCGCUGGCGCUCUUUCAUUACGCUUCAUUCGACCGUAACGACCACGACCAGCCAGGCAUGUCUCCCAAGGCAAAGCAAAAGAAAGAGGAUCCAUCAAAGGCGAGCGCCAGUACCGGUGAAUCCGCAACGAACCUGCACCAGCACGAUGCACAGUACGGUGUGUUGGGAAUAGUGUUGCUGCUGUUUUGUGGAACCGUGUCCAGCUAUCUGUGCACGCUGCUACCGGAUGCACUGACCACCUCGGAUCUUAGCAACCAUCCGAUGGCUUUCAUUGCCGAGCGAGCCUGGGAAAGUCUGCAGGUGUUGAACGAUUUCGGCCCCAAACCGACCGGGUCCGUCGCCAAUGAGCUACGAGCGGCAGAAUAUCUCCGACGGGAAAUCGAGAAGCUUAAGGCAACGAAGCAUUCGGUGCAGCAGAUCGAAACGAAUCAUCAAAUCGUGUCUGGUGCCUAUCCGAUAGCGUUUCAAGGUCAUCCACUGACAAGUGUCUAUCGGAGGGCACAGAACCUCGUCGUCAAGCUGCUCGGUGACGGUGCGAAGGAUGGCGAUCCGGCAUUAAUGUUGAAUUGUCAUUACGACACCGUGGCUAGCAGCCCCGGGGCCAGCGAUGAUGGAGGAAGCUGUGUCGUGAUGCUGGAAAUCCUGCGUGUUCUGUCCCGCUCUCCAGAGCGCAACCGUCACUCGAUCAUCUUUCUGUUUAACGGAGCUGAAGAGACACCGCUGCAGGCAGCGCACGGUUUCAUCAGCCAGCACCGGUGGGCCAGGGAAGUGCGCGCCUUUUUGAACCUCGAAUCGGCCGGAUCCGGUGGCAAGGAGCAACUGUUCCAGAGUGGCCCUCAGCAUCCCUGGCUCGUGGCAGCCUAUGCCCGUGCCAUACGGCAUCCUGCUGGACAAACGUUCUCCGAAGAGCUGUUUCACUCCGGACUCAUCCCAUCGGAUACGGACUUUCGCAUUUUUCGAGACUUUGGCCACGUCCCGGGGAUGGACUUUGCGCACACCAUCAACGGGUACCGGUACCAUACGCGAUUCGACAACAUUAACUUCCUUACGCUUCCGGUCCUGCAACGCACCGGGGACAACAUUCUUGCCCUAACGCGGGAAAUAGCGAACGGCGAUGAGCUGGCCAUGGUGGCCGAUGAUUCCCACUUGGCCACUGGAUAUAGCGUGUACUUUGACUUCUUGGGAUUAUACUUUUUCCACUACUCUGCCUCGGUCGGCCAGCUGUUGAACUAUGCCCUAGCGGUACUCUCGUUAGUGCUACCGUACGCCGAACUUUUGCAACCGGUACGAAGGGUUGGUGGUGCCGGACAUAUCAACCGUCAGCUGGUGGUUGGCUUUUUAGGAACGAUCGUUGGGACAAUACUUAGUAUCGUGGUAGUGCUGAUCAUCGCCAACCGGCUCGAUGCUAUUGGGCGCGCUAUGGCCUGGUACUCCACACCCUAUCUCAUACUGGGAGUGUAUGGAUGCCCGGUCAUGUUGGUACAUUGCUUUAGCCAACGGAUAUGCAACCAUCUGCUGCAACACAAAGAGACAUCGCUCAACCUGGCUCAAAUCGUGCGAUCACGGCUACUCGGCGUCAACCUCUUCUGGGCUGUAGUGAUCGUCUACCUUACGAUAGCCAACAUCCGGAGCGCCUACAUACCGGCGGUCAUUCUGCUCUGCUCUGUGCUUUCCUCGCUUACUAUCUCGCUAUUUGGCUAUCAGCGACGGCCACAUCGCUGGCUCGGACUGCACCUAGCAUUCCAGUCGGUGGCCAUGCUAUGGUCAACGAAUUUCUAUCAUUUAAUUAUGAAACUUUUCAUUCCCAUCACCGGCCGAAUCGGUGGCACGGUUAAUCCGGAAUACUUGAUCGGGUUGCUAGUGGCGAUCGGUGGGUUGCUAUGCAUAAGUUAUCUCGUACCGUUAAUUGGUUUGCUGAAGCAAUCGUCGGAGCUGACGGCCCGAUUGACCGUCUUCGCCAUGAUCGGAUUUCUACUCGCAUGCUGCACGCAGGUUGGCUUCCCCUAUCGAGACGAAACCAACGGAGAACCGUCCGUUCAGCGUCACUAUGUUACGCACACUCUUCAAGUUACGAAUGGAAGCGUAGGCUCUGGCUAUCUGUUGCGCGAAAUGGAUCGCAAUGCGGUACGGGUUCUUCGAGGUGUAGCGAAGCCGCUUGAGAUAACUCCCAUGCGACAGAUGGACACCUGCAAAACGAUGCCCUUCUGUGGAAUACCGUUCUACUCCGUGUGGCACCAGAUUCGGUUCGAUAACUAUUGGCUCGAAGGACCUCCGCCUUCAUUGGAACCGGAGCACGUCCCUACAUUCGUACUGGAAAAAGUAUCCCAGCUUAACGUCACCACUCGUCGAUAUGCUUUCAACAUUGGCCAUCAUCAUCAAACGAGCGUCCAAUCGGCCCUGAUCAUCGUUCCGCAGCCUGGCGUCCGUCUGGUCAAAUGGAGUCUCAUGGACACGGUUCCCGAGAUGAUGGAGUUCAAUGGGCAACGGGGAUACUUCGUUCUUAUCACCUACGGCCUGGCGCAGGAUUCCGUGUGGAAUGUAACGUUCGAUUUUGAGUAUGAUCCUGAGGCUAAGCGACGCAAGGCUGAAGACCCGCUGGUUGCUAUCAGUUGGAUAAACACGUUCUGGGAGUGCAAAGAACGGCAUACGGUGGAUUUCCGAGGCCUUCUCGAAAAGUUUCCAGAGUGGGCACACAUAAUACCUUCUGUAGCCGUUGUGAAUAUCACUGAAUAUUAAACGGGGCAUUUUUUAAUGAAAACGAA
Molecule: messenger RNA, 4224 nt
Organism: Anopheles aquasalis
Lineage: Eukaryota; Metazoa; Arthropoda; Insecta; Diptera; Culicidae
Product: endoplasmic reticulum metallopeptidase 1-like
Biological process (GO): proteolysis
Molecular function (GO): metalloexopeptidase activity
Source: RefSeq, a predicted model, not a curated record